This is a messenger RNA of Pseudonaja textilis, 3310 nucleotides long. RefSeq lists its product as uncharacterized. The record is from RefSeq and is a predicted model, not a curated record. NCBI's taxonomy places the organism in Eukaryota, Metazoa, Chordata, Lepidosauria, Squamata, Elapidae.
CGCAGGUAGGCGGUUUGGGGUGCCCCAAAGCAGGAGAUGCAGUAUUCUGCCUUCUUUCAUGAGCUGUGACUUACCCUGUCUAAAUAUCUCUGCACCCGAUACAAGUGGAAAGAUGUAGCUAUUGUGGCUGUUCAGAGUUUAGAUCCCUAGAUUUGGAAGUUUCAUAAUCUACACUCUCUGCAUAAAUGACAUAUGAAGGAGAAUCAAAGAUCAUCUACCAGGCAGUUCCAGCACAGAAAUUGGGAAUUUUAAAAUUCAGACUUUUUACAUGUCCUUCCUUGUAUCUGCAUUGCUUGCCUUUGGACUUCUGCUGGCCUGAGCUCUGCUGUAUAACCUGCCAGUGAGACAUUUCAGGUUUUCCUUGGUAGAAAUGAGGCGGGAUAGACCACAAGAACGGGCAGCUAGCUGGCCAGCAGAGCAUAUCAAGGUGCUCCUUGCCCUCUGGACUGAGGCAGCGGUCACUCAUGACCUUAGCUCCCACGGGAGGAACCGUGCAGUCUAUGAUGGCAUUUCUCAGCGUCUUGCAGAAAUGGGCAUUUAUCGGACUGGGGACCAGUGCCGUGAAAAAAUGAAAGGCUUGAAAGUGGCUUACCGCAAGGCUAAGGAAAAUAACUCUGUGGGGCGGCCGCCAAUCAAGUGUCCCUUCUAUGACGAAAUUGACCAGAUAAUGACACAGUACAUAAACUGCAGGCCUGGUUUUCCCUCUGAGGUUGGUGAAGGGUCCAGUGUUGCAGUGGACAGACAGGAAGGCCUCUCCAUCUCUGAGCCCUGGGGGACCCAAUCCAGCAUCUCUGAGCGUUGGGGGUCCCAGGCCUCUGGGCAUUGGCUGUCCCAGACUGCUGCCUCCGAAAGCCAAGGGACCGAUGAAUUCAGCUACACCCACGCAGAGGCUCAUGAGGCUUUUGGCGAGAUCCAAAUCAUCCCAGUUCAGGUGAAGGAAGAGGAAUCGGAAGAUGAAAUCUCACCGGAGCUGGAUGUGGCCUCUCCUAUGCUAAUGGAGAUCCAACCUCCACCCAGGCAGCUCAUCUCCAUGCUUGACCAACGUCCCCAUCUUCGAACUCGGAAACAAAAGGUUCAGGGGGAUGGGCAGUCAAGGGGCGCUGGCCAGAAGUGCAGUCGUUCACAUCAGCCGGAGCUGCAGAGAAUGCAGAAGCAGGUGGCCCUCCAAGCUGAGGAAAAACAGAGUUUAGCCGAAUUCAUCCAGCACGACAAGGAGAUGCGACGUGAGGAUAGGGAGUUCCAAGCCCAGCUCUUUGAGAAACUCUUUCAGAAACAAACUGAGCUGGUCCAGGUGCUAACUCAGCGAUCUCCUGCCAGUCCUAGCUCGGCUGCCUGCGCUAAUCCCAUGCAGACCUUGCAGAUGUCCACAAAGAACGGAGCAGGAACAGCCGCUGGGCCUGGCUCGCCCCUACAGGCUUUGUUAGAACAGAUAAUGCAGUCUGACCUACCGGGCAAGAGUCUAAAUAGACUUGCCGUGAAAGAAGCACUGGGAGGAAGAGUUAAGGUGCCUCCAGAAGUGCAGUAUUGGACUGCCGAAGAGAUCCUGAGGUGGCUCUUGUCUCAGCAGCCUCCUGCAGAUCACUGUCAGGAGGUGCUGUCAGGCCCGAGGCUCCCUUGCGUUGCGGGACACCUGGGGGCCCCAGGGAAAGGGGAUAACUCAGAGGCACCCCUCUCCGGUGUGAAUCCGUUAUGUGAUUCAUACCAGAGUCCUCAGCAGCUCUGCCACAAGGCCCAACAGCUGUGCGCCAGCAAUUGUGCUCAAGCACUUGAAACGGACGUCGACUUGGAGAGCCGCCGUCAUUCUUUCAGGCAGUUCCAGUACCAGGAGGCCCAGGAACCCCAGGAAGCAUACCAGUGCCUGUGGCGGCUUUCCCACCAGUGGCUAAGGCCAGAAGCACGUAGCAAAGAGCAAAUCAUGGAGCUGCUAGUGGUUGAGCAGUUCCUGAACAUACUCCCUAAAGAGAUCCAGACCUUGGUACGCGAAUGCCAGCCAGAAAACGGCAAGGAAGCUGUGGCCCUGGCAGAGAGAUUCCAGCUCCAUUUCGAGUCCAAGAGGCAACGGGACCAAGUACGUGUUACCUCAGAUAACAUGGUUGUAGAUUCCCCUCAAGAAGACUUGAAUGAGGAUCAGAGACAACCCUGCAUAAAAGACAGUCAAGAAAAUCCUAGGAAGGUUGGCUUACUAGGUACAGAAACACACCUCCAGCUGAGGAAGAGAGCCAGAUCAGAUCCAAGGAAGCAGAUUGUGCCCAAACAGGAUGGAGAACACGGUGUGGCAGCAGCCAAGCAGGUGAAGUUGAACAACAGCAUAGAAGAGCAAGAAGUGGCUGAAACUAGAAAGAAAGCAAAAGAAAUGCCCACCUCUGUGCCUGGAAAGCAAGCUGGGAAAGCCAAAGGGCGGGGAAGAUCUGCUCCCGGUUAUAACGUGGCUGGGGAACACCAGGCAGAAGGGGAAGCUAAGACGAAAAGCAGUAGCCGAGUUUCAGAAGCUGUGAACGGGACUCUGCAUGAGCAGAAAGCAUCGACUAGUCUUGGGUCAUCUCAGCUGGCUUUUGACAAGGAUGCAACCGAGGCCAGCCCCCAACCAGGCCACGACGGUCAUGGGUCUCCUGACAUAGACAGACCUUCAUUUAGUGACAGCAUUGACAUUUUACUGGAUUCUCCGUGGAGUGGAAAUGGUAGUGGUGACACAGCCCUUCAAGACGGGGGCCCCGGUUCCAGGAUGCUACCCCCUUGUGUAGGCUGUACCGUGUUGAAGGCUGAGUUGGAUACCGUCCGUGAGGAGCUCCGAUUAACCCAAGCUUCGACACUGUAUGGGUUGAGUGGCACCCCUUUGCAGGACUUAUCAGAGGCUCUUGGGACUGUGGUACGGGUCCUGAACAACACAAAAUCUUUGCCAGGAACAAACAUACCACAGAACAUUGCUGAAAUCCCUAGUAGGCCAGCAUGGCGAGAAAGAAAUCAUCUUUGAAUCCUUGCAUGGACUGAAUGUACAUCCCCCACCCCCAGUCAAGAAAUUCAGCAGCAAUAUUAGAAGCGCCUGAUUUAAAAGGAGAGUGAAAAGCACCCUUUGCUUGAUUGCCUGAGACUUUCAACAAUCCCUGCCCGUGAUUCCCUAUUCCUUCCUCAUCCUGUUGGAUUGCUUAGACUACCGCAGGCUCUGAUCCAGAUGCUCUUUCCCUGCUAUGGUGCAAAUGUUGUCAUUCCUUUACCUUUUUACUGUUACCCUUGUUUUUAUUUUAUUUUUUAUACUGUAGUAAUCUCUUUCUUCCCUUUCCUGCUUGAGUUUAAAUAAAGCAACUGGGAAUGA